UACAGUAGUUGCAAGACGUAAAUAAACAUGGCUGGCAAGAGCAGCAUGGUAAAUAAGAAAAGCAUAAAUUUGCUUGAUUGCAGUGACUCGGAGGAGGAAACAAACCUGAAAAUCAAUGAGAAUUACGCAGAAAAGUAUAAUAAUUGGAGGGGAAAAGAGGAGCUGCAGAAAUUCGUCGAUCGGUAUGGCGAGGAGCCACUGAAAAAUUUUAAUGAAGAUGAUGAAGAAUCUUCUUCGACAGACGAAGAUGAUGAUGCCAGGGAAAUUACUGCCGACGUGGAGAAGCAAUUUUUCAAAACUCUCGCUUGUCUCAAGAAAAAGGACCCGAAAAUCUAUGAUGAGAAAACUACAUUUUUCAAGAUAAAAGAGCCAAGUGAGGAUGAAAGUAAAAAUAAGAAAAAGACGGAUGAAAAGCCAAUGUACUUGAGAGACUAUGAGAGGAAAAUGUUGCUGGAGAAUGGCGGCUUGGUCAGCAGCAGUGAAAAUGAAGAUGAAGACCAGAUAGAGAGGUCCUAUUCGCCGACAUUUGUUCAAGAGCAGAGGGAAAUUAAGCAAAGCUUCAAAAGCGCUCUUGAGGAUGACAGUGACAAAGAAGACGAAACUGGCAUUGGUGGCCUGUUCAAGCCGAAAACAAAGAGCAAUGCAGAAAAGGAAAAAGAAGAGGAAGACUUCCGGCAAUGGUUGAAAGGUCAGAAGGACCAGCUUGAUGACAAAGAGGAGGAGUCUGAAUUGGGUGCUUUGAAAAAUUACUGGAACAAUCCAGAAUUGGACGAGGGAGAGGCAUUCUUGAGGGACUAUAUUCUGAAUAAGAGAUAUUUAGAUUCUGAAGAGCCAGGUAGGAAGUUCUUGAAAAGGUCAGCUCACAAACCAGAAGAAGAAUCAUCUGAUGAAGAAAUGGAGAAUAAGAUGGAACAGUUUGAACACAAGUACAACUUCCGGUUCGAGGAGCCAGAUCAAGAAUUUCUGAAGCGCUACCCAAGGACAAUGACAGGCUCUCUGCGACUUAAAGACGACCACAGGAAGCAGCACAGGGAAGAAGUGAAAGAGAGGAAGGAGAUGGAAAAGGAACAGAAGAGGCAGGAACUGAAGCAGCUCAAAGCAAUCAAGCGGAAGGAGCUGGAAGAGAGGCUAAAUAAACUGAAGGAAGUCACUGGAAACUCAGACAUCCCGUUUGAGGGCAUUGAUUUGGAUGAGGAUUUUGAUCCUGAGAAGCACGACAGAAAUAUGCAAAACAUGUUUAACAAGGAAUUCUAUGAUGCCGAAGAGGAAGAAGAAAAGCCAGAAUUUCCAGACCUGGACAAGGAGCUAGAGCUGGAAAACUGGGACCAGUAUGGUGGCGACGAGGGUGGAGAAGGCAUUUCCACUUAUGAGCCGCAUUGUGAAGAUGCCGACUUCAACAUGGACUGCGAUUUUGAUCCGAGCAAAAACUUCCAGAGGGAAAUGCUCGAGAAUCAAAGCAGCCGUAGGAAGAAAAAGAAGAGGUCCAAGCUGGCUGAGAUACUGGCGCAGAAGAAGCCUGAGUUUGAGCGAGAGAAGCAGGAAGUGGACAAGUACUUGGACGAGUACUAUGGAAUGGACUACGAGGACCUGAUCGGCGACAUGCCCACGCGUUUCAAGUACAGAGAAGUGGUGCCCAACAGUUUCGGCCUGACCAUCGAGGAGAUCCUGAUGGCUGACGACAAGGAACUUAACCGGUGGUGCUCCUUGAAAAAAACCUGCAUGUACAGGAACCAAGACAACGAGAUGUACGACGUGCAAGCGUACGGCAAGAAAGCAAACAUGGAGGCUCUCAAGAGGAAAAUUCUUCCCAGCCUGUUUAAACACGAGGAAGAAGAGCAGGAUGGAGAAGCGAGCGCCAAGCAGAAGCGGAAGAAGAAAAAGAAGAAUAAAAAUAAGGCACUGAAUGGAAUAGCUGAACCAGAGAAUGGACCUGCUAAAGUUGAGCUUGAAGUUCCUCAAUCCAAGAGUGAACCCAAAAAGAAAAUGAAAAGAAAGAAUAGAGCCGAGGAACCUCCUAAGAAGAGAAGAAGUGACAAAAGAGAGGCCAAACCGGACAGUUACAGUGACAUGUCUGAUGCUAGGCUUAAAGCGUUUGGAAUUAAUCCCAAGAAGUUCAAAAAUAGAAUAAAGUAUGGCAAAAAGAACAAAUAAACUUACAACCCAAAUCCUUUUUAAAUCAAG
This is a messenger RNA of Cloeon dipterum, 2181 nucleotides long. RefSeq names its product protein KRI1 homolog. Bases 28 to 2151 code for a protein of 707 amino acids. The transcript is spliced from 9 exons. Gene Ontology annotation, biological process: endonucleolytic cleavage in ITS1 to separate SSU-rRNA from 5.8S rRNA and LSU-rRNA from tricistronic rRNA transcript (SSU-rRNA, 5.8S rRNA, LSU-rRNA). Gene Ontology annotation, cellular component: 90S preribosome; nucleolus. The record is from RefSeq and is a predicted model, not a curated record. NCBI's taxonomy places the organism in Eukaryota, Metazoa, Arthropoda, Insecta, Ephemeroptera, Baetidae.